CUGCUGCCUUCUUUGCCUGUUUUUUUUCCUCUCUCCUCUCCCCCCUUUUCCCUCCCAAAGGAAGCUCCUCUAGAGAAGCUGUCUCAGAGUGCACACGAGGAAAGCGCCCCGGGAGGGAAAGGAUGCAGGGGUGGGUUAGUCAUCAUUUAAUUCUUAGUUGGGGAUUAUUGCAGCUGGACCUGGAGUUAGAGCAGAGAUCCAGUUUUGGUUCCCUUCUCCUUGCUGGCCUGAUUCUCCCCGGGCUUGUUUUCGUAGAACCUUGUUUGAGAUCUUGGGCAAGGGCUUGUUCCGGGAGCCUCGGUUUCCUUCGUAGUGAAUCCUGACCGUUAUAAAGAUAAGGUACAAUGAUGGGUGGGAAAGGACUGAGUGAUUUGUGAUCCAAACAAGCUGAAUGCUGGUUCGCAGAGCUUCCGUGUCUGCAGCGCCUAGAGGGAGGUGCCAUUCAGCUAGAACAUUAGCCCGCACCCUGGGAGUUGUGGUGGGGCCUGCUGAGAACAGUUGGUUUAUAGAGAAGUGAAUCCUAGAGCCGAGAGACUCCGCAGAGCACAGGCUGCCAUGGCCUGGGCAAGCGCUUUGUAGGAGACAGGCUGAAAGGAAAAAGCCCAAGGCCAGCCUGACAGUGGACGUAGCAGGACUGCCUUUUUGGUUUGCUUUCUUUCGGUCUGUCCUCAUCUGGAGUGAGUCAUUGCCACUUGUCAUGGUGAAAUGGCAGAUCUGGGCUUCCUGUGGUUCCAAACGUCUGUGACUGGAAAUCCACAAGUGGUUGAAGCUCAGCACAAGUAUUCCAGAAGGGUUUGUGGAUCUCUUCCACGGGGAAGCAGGAGAAACUUUAAAGCAAAAAUUUCGACUGUGAAGCAAGGCAUUGGGCGAAGACAACAUGGCCUCGCCGGCGGACAGCUGCAUCCAGUUCACCCGCCAUGCGAGUGAUGUUCUUCUUAACCUUAAUCGCCUCCGGAGUCGGGACAUCUUGACAGACGUUGUCAUUGUGGUGAGCCGUGAACAGUUCAGAGCCCAUAAGACAGUGCUCAUGGCCUGCAGCGGCCUCUUCUACAGCAUCUUCACUGACCAGUUGAAGUGCAACCUUAGCGUAAUCAACCUGGAUCCUGAGAUCAACCCUGAGGGGUUCUGCAUCCUCUUGGACUUCAUGUAUACAUCUAGGCUCAACCUGCGGGAAGGAAACAUCAUGGCUGUGAUGGCUACAGCCAUGUACCUGCAGAUGGAACACGUUGUGGACACGUGCAGGAAGUUCAUCAAGGCCAGCGAAGCAGAAAUGGCCCCAGCACUUAAGCCUCCCCGAGAAGAGUUCCUGAACAGCCGGAUGCUGAUGCCCCAUGACAUCAUGGCCUACAGAGGGCGUGAGGUCGUGGAGAACAACCUGUCGCUAAGAAAUCCUCCUGGGUGUGAGAGCAGAGCCUUUCCCCCUAGCCUCUACAGUGGCCUGUCUACACCGCCAGCCUCGUAUCCUAUGUACAGCCAUCUCCCACUCAGCAGCUUCCUUUUCUCUGAUGAAGAGCUACGAGAUGCCCAUGCCCGCAUGCCUGUGGCCAACCACUUCCCCAAGGAACGGACCCUCUCCUGCGACAGUGCCAGGCCAGUCCCCGGUGAAUAUAGCAGACCAGCCAUGGAGGUGUCUCCUAGCUUGUGCCACAGCAGCCUCUACUCACCCAAGGAGACAGUCCCAGAGGAGGCACGGAGUGACAUGCACUACAGCGUGACUGAGGGCCCCAAGCCUGCUGCCCCCUCUGCCCGGAAUGCCCCAUACUUCCCCUGUGACAAGGCCAGCAAAGAGGAAGAGAGACCCUCUUCGGAGGAUGAAAUCGCCCUGCAUUUCGAGCCCCCUAAUGCACCCUUGAACCGGAAGGGUCUGGUUAGUCCCCAGAGUCCCCAGAAAUCUGACUGCCAGCCCAACUCACCCACAGAGUCCUGCAGUAGCAAGAACGCCUGUAUCCUUCAGGCCUCUGGCUCCCCGCCGGCCAAGAGCCCCACUGACCCGAAAGCUUGCAACUGGAAGAAGUAUAAGUUCAUUGUGCUCAACAGCCUCAACCAGAACGCCAAAUCAGAGGGCACUGAACAGGCAGAGCUGGGCCGCCUCUCCCCUCGAGUCUACCCUGCCCCACCUGUCUGCCAGCCACCUUUGGAACCUGAGAACAUUGGUCUCCAGUCCCCAACCAAGCUCAGUGUGAGUGGAGAGGACUCAACUAUCCCCCAAGCCAGCCGACUCAAUAACAUCGUGAACAGGUCCCUGACAGGCUCCCCCCGAAGCAGCAGUGAGAGCCACUCGCCACUUUACAUGCACCCCCCAAAGUGCACGUCCUGUGGCUCGCAGUCCCCACAGCAUACAGAGAUGUGCCUCCACACCGCUGGCCCCACGUUCCCCGAGGAGAUGGGAGAGACCCACUCAGAGUACUCAGAUUCCAGCUGUGAGAACGGGGCCUUCUUCUGCAAUGAAUGUGACUGCCGCUUCUCUGAGGAGGCCUCACUCAAGAGGCACACGCUGCAGACGCACAGCGACAAACCGUACAAGUGUGACCGCUGCCAGGCUUCCUUCCGCUACAAAGGCAACCUCGCCAGCCACAAGACCGUCCACACGGGUGAGAAGCCCUACCGCUGUAACAUCUGUGGAGCGCAGUUCAAUCGGCCAGCCAACCUGAAGACCCACACUCGAAUUCACUCUGGAGAAAAGCCCUACAAGUGUGAAACCUGUGGGGCCAGGUUUGUGCAGGUGGCCCACCUCCGUGCCCAUGUGCUCAUCCACACUGGAGAGAAGCCGUAUCCCUGUGAAAUCUGUGGCACCCGCUUCAGGCACCUUCAGACUCUGAAGAGCCACCUGCGCAUCCACACAGGAGAGAAACCUUACCAUUGUGAGAAGUGCAACCUACACUUUCGUCACAAAAGCCAACUGCGACUUCACCUGCGCCAGAAGCACGGCGCCAUCACCAACACCAAGGUGCAAUACCGCGUGUCGGCUGCUGACCUGCCUCCGGAGCUCCCCAAAGCCUGCUGAAGCAUGGAGUGUUGACUCUUUUCUCCCUAGCCCUUUCUCAGAACCUCCCCAAAGGAUGCUGUAACACUUUACAAAGGUCACCCCAUGAUGUAGUGCCUCUCUCAUCCACUAGUGCAGAUCAUAGUUGGGGUGGGGGGUGGGGGUGGGGUUCGCGGGACCGGGAGCCAAUGCAGCUCCCCUUCCCACACUGCCAUACAACAUUAAGAAAAUACUAUUGCUUCUUCUCCUAUGUGCAAGGCAAACAAAUCAUGUCAGCAAAAAGCAAAAUCAUUUUCUAUAUCAAAGUAGGGGAGAAGGCAAAAGUUCUGACGUGACAGGUUGCAAUGCGAGGAAUGUAAAUGUUCUGUGGGAACAGAAAUCUCUUUUGUAUGUAAAUGUGUAUUGUUUUCAAAGACAAGACUUCAGUAUGUUGUCAAGAGAGGGCUUUAAUUUUUUUAACCAAAGGUGAAGGAAUAUAUGGCAGAGUUGUAAAUAUAUAAAUAUAUAUAUAUAUAUAAUAUAAAUAUAUAAACCUAAAAAGAUAUAUUGAAAAUAUAGAACUGCGUUAAAGGCUCGAUUUUGUAUCUGCAGGCAGACACGGAUCUGAGAAUCUAUUGAGAAAGAGCACUUCAGAGAAUAUUUUAAGUAUUGCGUCUGUAUAAGUAAGAAAAUAUUUUGUCUAAAAUGCCUCAGUGUCUUUGUAUUUUUUUGCAAGUGAAGGUUUACAAUUUACAAAGUGUGUAUUAAAAACAAAACAAAAAAAAGAACAAAAAAAAAAGCUGCAGAAGGAGAAAUGUAUACUUUUGUUCUAGUUUUCAGUUUGUAUAUACCUGUAACGUGUCCUCACGGUGCCUUUUUUUCACGGAAGUUUUCAACGAUGGGCCAGCGUGCGCCAUCCCUUUUUGAAGUGUAGGCAGACACAGGGACUUGAAGUUGUCACUAACUAAACUCUCUUUGGGAAUGUCUGACUCCUCCCACAUUCUGCGUCAUGCUUGUCGUUAUAAUUACUCCGGAGACAGGGUUUGGCUGUGUCUAAACUGCAUUACUGCGUUGUAAAAUAUAGCUGUACAAAUAUAAGAAUAAAAUGUUGAAAAGUCAA
This is a messenger RNA of Arvicola amphibius (Eurasian water vole), 4082 nucleotides long. RefSeq names its product BCL6 transcription repressor (gene Bcl6). Gene Ontology annotation, biological process: regulation of immune system process; regulation of cytokine production; negative regulation of transcription by RNA polymerase II. The record is from RefSeq and is a predicted model, not a curated record. Gene Ontology annotation, molecular function: protein binding. Bases 878 to 3004 code for a protein of 708 amino acids. NCBI's taxonomy places the organism in Eukaryota, Metazoa, Chordata, Mammalia, Rodentia, Cricetidae. The transcript has 10 exons.